GUCAGACGCAACCGUGCUAUCACUCGGUUAACCCCGUCUUUCUAUUCGUGCAGACACUAAGUUUACCGAGGUGGAUCGCCAUUUUGUAUUAUUAUGAAUUUCCGUUGUAAUAAAUAUCGUAAAAGUUUCGCGUUAGGAUCAAAUUGAUAUAUAUAUUACUUGUUAGAAAUUCUAAUUAAUGUGUAAUUGUGCCACAUCUUAUAUUAAUUUAUAGAAUAUGAAUGUUCUUAGUAUAUUUCAAAUUUGAAUGGAGUCAUCGGUUUGCAUUCUUAUUAUAACUAACUUCAAAUAAAAUAUAGAAAAUAUGCCGUAUUUAAAUACAUCAGAAUUGUAUAAUCAGUUGUAAUUUUUUUUAAUAAAAAUUUUCAAUAUUUUCAUAAUGAAAGUGAUUCAUUAUUAUCUUUAGCUUAUUAUUAAAGAUAUAUUUUAUACUUUUGAUAUACUUUAAUACAAAUUGUAACUUCCAAAAGUAUCUCAGUUUUUAAAAGAUAUUGUUUAAAUAGAAAUUUCAGUUUUCCCAAAAUAUUUUGUAACAAUUCAGAAAUCUAGAAAAAUUUCAGAUUGUUUUAAUGAAAUAUGAAUAGUUAAUGAUACAAAUCUGAUCAUUUAAAAAAGUUAUAGAAAUGUCUGUUCAUUAUAAAUUCAAGAGUAGCUUGGACUUUGAUACUGUAACUUUUGACGGGCUACAUAUAUCUGUUGCUGAUCUGAAAAAAUCUAUUAUGCAACAAAAGAAAAUUGGAAAAAGUGCAGAUUUUGAUCUUCAAAUAACAAAUGCUCAGACAAAGGAAGUUUAUGAUGAUGAUGAAACACUUGUUCCAAAAAAUACUUCAGUGAUUGUUGCUAGGGUACCAGUUUUAUCAACUUGCAAGAAAGUUUGGGAAAGAGGAGACAUACAAGUUUCAACUCAGGACAUAGAUCCAGGCAGUCAUGUCCGUUUUGACAAGCUUGCUAAGACUGCAGACCUAGCUAAUGCUAUUGCAAGUGAAGAUGAGAAAAUAAAAGCAAUGAUGACACAGUCAAGUCAAGAAUAUGAUGUCUCUAAAUAUGUGAAGAGCCGCAGUAUGACUGGCCCUCUGCCUCCAAAUUAUACUUGUUAUAGAUGUGGAAAACCUGGACACUGGAUUAAAAACUGUCCAACAAAUAAUUUGGAAAUUAAAAGAAGUACAGGAAUUCCACGCAGCUUUAUGGUUCCUGUUGAUGGGCCAGAGCAUAAAGGUGCUCUUCUCACUAGUACUGGAGAAUUUGCAGUCCCACUUAUUGAUCAUGAAGCUUAUAAAGAAGUCAAAAAGGAAAAACCACCAUUUUUGAAAGAACCAGAACCAGAACCAGAUCCUGAACCAAAACUCCCAGAAGAUUUAUUGUGUAUGGUUUGCAGAGAUUUAUUACAGGAUGCAGUACUCAUACCAUGUUGUGGAGAUAGCUUUUGUGAUGAAUGUGUCAGACAAGUAUUAUUGGAUUCAGAGAAUCAUGAAUGUCCUGUAUGUCAUGAAACAGAUAUAUCACCAGAUAAUUUAAUUCCCAAUCGCUUCUUACGAACUCAAGUUAUGAAUUUCAAAAAUGAGACAGGUUACACUCGUGUUAAAGGUGGCCGUUCCCAACCUGUUGAAAAUCUUCCUAUAACACAAAUUCAAUCUCCAGCUGUUACUCCAGUGCAUCUUUCACCUGUAAAUACCAUUAUGGUUCCACCUUCUCCACUGCAGUCUCAAACACCUCCUACCAUCCAGAUAAGUUCACCCUCACAUAUAAUUAAUGAAAAUGAAGCAUCAAAUUCUCUUCAAAAUGAAUGUCAUGAAAAAAUUUUAGAAGAAGCAUCAGUUGUUUGCGAAGAAGUUAAAUCUGAGUCACAGAUUUUGCAUUCUCCAAAUAAUGAUACUUUGGAGAAACAUGAAUCAACACACAUUGGAAUAGAGCUUGAUGAUAAUCAACCAGGAACUCCUUUAGCUGAUGAACCACCUGUUGAUUUAGAAACUGAGUUGGUUACAGAUCAGAAAUUGUCUACUGAUGCAUUGCAGAACACAUUAGAUUCUCCUUAUGUUUCAUCACUUCCUAUUGAUGGUGUUUGUAUUGAAAGUCAAGGUGAUAAUUCACUAUCUCCAAGAAUGGAUAAUAUAUCAGGAAACACUAUUAUGACAAUUACUACACGUGGUCCAAAAUAUAUGCAUUCGGGAUUCAAUACUUACAGUGGAUGUCUUCAAAAUCAACAUUCAAGACAGUAUCAGUCACGAUCUAAUUCUUCUAGAGGACCGUCCCAUGCAGAAACUGCCCAGCACAGUAUUGGAUUUGACGGAGAAUGGAAGGCUUCCCUUUCCCUGCAAGAACAGGAAGAGCAUUUGAAACAGUGCAGUAGUAAUGAGCUUGAUGAUAAUCAACCAGGAACUCCUUUAGCUGAUGAACCACCUGUUGAUUUAGAAACUGAGUUGGUUACAGAUCAGAAAUUGUCUACUGAUGCAUUGCAGAACACAUUAGAUUCUCCUUAUGUUUCAUCACUUCCUAUUGAUGGUGUUUGUAUUGAAAGUCAAGGUGAUAAUUCACUAUCUCCAAGAAUGGAUAAUAUAUCAGGAAACACUAUUAUGACAAUUACUACACGUGGUCCAAAAUAUAUGCAUUCGGGAUUCAAUACUUACAGUGGAUGUCUUCAAAAUCAACAUUCAAGACAGUAUCAGUCACGAUCUAAUUCUUCUAGAGGACCGUCCCAUGGAUCAUCUCGUACUUCUCGGUCUUCACGAAAUUCAUAUGGAACUCCUCCAAGAGAACGUUAUAGACAAGCAAGAAUGGAGCGAAUAGAACGAAAUUCUGAGCCAUCAAAUUAUAAACUGUCAUAUAAACAAUCAUAUGGAUAUGCACAACAGAAUCCUUCACAAUCUGUUUCACGGAAUUAUCAAACACAAUCAGCUGGACCACCUCAAAGUUUAGCAUCUCAGUCAAGAUACAGUCAACAGAUUCAAACGCACAGAACUAAUAUUCCUCCAGAAUAUGUCACACAAAAUAUUCAAAGACCUCAUCCUCCACCACCUGGGUUACAACCUAAUUAUUCUGUUCAACCACCUCCUCCAGGUUCUUCUCCAUUGAACAUGCAUGGCUUAUCUGUGCCUCCUUCCCAACCACCACCACCUGGUGUUGGUCCCAUUAUGCUAACAGGUCCUCCAUCUCACAAUUCUAUAUAUCCAUAUUCACAUGAUGCAUUCUACCGAGAAACUCGGCGAUUGAAAGACAGAAACAGAAUAGGAGAUCCUAUGGAUGAUUUUGCUCGUGAGUUAUUAGAAUACAGACGGGAACAACAGCAUAGACCACACUCUAGAUAUCAUUCAAGAUCGCGUUCGUCGUCGUCUCAUUCUUAUAAUAGUUCAAAAUCAUGGCCACAUUCUGGAUCACGAUCUAUAUCUCAUUCUUGUUCAAGGUCACGUUCUCGUUCAUUUAGUAGUCGAUCUAGAUCUCGCUCAAGAUUACGUUCUAGAUCUAGAUCAUUUUCUAGAUCAUCUCAUUCAAGAUCAAGAAGCAUAAGUAGAUCUAGAUCUAGGUCUAGAGGAAGAACUUCCCCACACCAACGUUCUAGAUCAAAUUCUCCGAAAAAUUUUGUUAGAUAUAUUCCAAGGUCGCCCUAUCAUCAAAAGAAGGAUUAUGCUACAAAUUUUUACAAUCCAACAUACCCUGCCUCAUAUACAGGUUCCAUUCCACAUCACAAUAUUCCUAUAGAACACUAUGCUGAUAGGUCAAGAUAUUAUCGCGAUCAAUAUAGAGUUUACGAGGAAUAUCACAAUCCAUAUAAUAGUCCUAGAUACGAACAACAUGACCAGCGGUAUGAUAAUAAAUAUAUGCAUGAGUAUCCGAGAUUCGAUGAGAUUCAGCACAGGGCAAGAAGUCGCGAAUUAGAAAAAUCCGAAAGACCAAGAAUUAGCGAAAAUACUUACAGAAGAGAGAAUGCAUCAAAAUCAAAUACAGAAAAGAAGAUAAAAGAAAGUGAAUCAAAAGAGAAUGCAGAUAAUUUUGCUAAAAAUAAAAAGAAGGAUGAAAAAGUUAAACAUAAGAAACAUCAUCAUAAAAACCGCGAAAAUAAAAAAGAGGUUAAACACGAAGUGGAGCAUAAGAAGAGAGAACUAGUGGAUGAUUCAAAUAAGCCUGAGCUGAUUGAUACGCAAAUAAAAACUGUAACUGAAACAAUGGAAGAACAAAAAGCAGUUCCGGUUCAUGAAGUUAAGGAAAAAAAGCAUAAACACAAAAAGAAAAAAGACAGUGAAGAAAAGAAAAAGAAAAAAGUAACUCAUAAUCCGAAUGAACCGGAAAAACCCACCAAAACUAAAAAGAAAAAAGCAAAAAAAGAAAAUGAAAAAACUCAUCAGAAAUCCCAGUCAGUGGAAAAAUCAGAAAAAAUUCCUAUAAACGAAGAUUUAAGUAAUAAAGUUAACAUUCAGAAUGAAAUCGUUUUAGAAGAAAAUGUUUCUGUUCCAAAAGAAUCCGAUGUCUUAAAACAAAAAGUUAAUAUCGAAGAAGUUAAACCAAUAGCAUUAAUGAAAGAUGUUCUUCCUCCAUUAGAACAAAUUAUAGAAGAAAAACCUGAAAUUAAGCCUACUUUUGAACCUAUUGAAGAACCGAAAAUUAUCUUAAUGGAUAAUGCUGAUGAAAAUGUUUAUAAAAACGAAAACGAGACAACUGUAGAAAAUACUGAUGAAAAAGUGUUGUCACCCGAACAAAUAGAAUUAUCUCCUAGAGAACCGGAACAUCGCGAUGUGAUUCCAACUGUUAGUGAAGCAAGUGCUCCAGAAAUAAGUUUUGAAUUACCCGAGAUAUCUAAAUGGGAAAGGGAAGAGUUCGAAGAAGAAGAAAAAUCUUCAAAUGAUGAUUCCAAUUCUUUGCAAAAAGAGAUGAGAUCUUCGCUGUCUUCUGAUAUUAUUCAAAGAGCAGAAAAGGCAAUUUUACAAAAAGCCCUUAAGACUGCAAUUGUAGGUCCUCCAGUUUCCAGAGAGAAGCAUACUUACAGAGGAAUGGAUCGAAAAACAGAAAAAUCAUCAAGAGUCGCAGAAGCGCCUAAAGAUACUGUCCUAGUCGUAUCCAGUAUGAAAGAUAAAGAAAAAAGUAAAGAACAAUCAAUAGACAAAGAAACAAAAUCAAAAGAUAAGUCUGAAGAAGCUUCGCUUCAGAUCACUAUAUCUGCAGAAAAGAACAAACGAUCAGUGCAAACGACUAAAGUGAAAAGCAGUAGUUCCAAAGACAAAUUAUCAGAUAAUUCUCAGAUUAAGAAAUUAAAAUUAGACAGAUCCAAAUUUUUAGAAAAGAGUAAAAAUGAAGCAUCAUUAAAACAUUUUAUUAACGAAGGAAUGACAGCCGAAAAAGUAUUCUCAAACGAUAGUUCGAAAGAAUUUAGCAGCAAAAGUCUUCCUAGAAGAAAAGAUAAAAUUAUUAUAUGUAAAAUAGAAAAGGAUAGGAGAUUUAAUUUAGAAAAUGAUCAAGAAAAACAAAGUAGUCACGAAGAAGAAAGUGAUUCUAGAUCAAGAAACGUUUCUAGUAAAAAAUCCCCCAGAAGAUCAAAACCUGCCGACAGUAAUUCAUUUUUCACAAAACGAACAUACGAACAUAAUGAUCAUAAACGUGAGAUAAGUGAUAGUUCGGAAAGGGAAUCGAAAUCAAGAGAAUCGCACGUCGAUCACGACAGUGAGAAACGGUCAUCUCAUUCUAAACGAGUAAUUAAUUUAGAUGAAAAAAUAAGAAGAAAAGAAGAAGUAGAAAGGUCAUCGUCGAGAGAUUAUAAAGAUAACCCUGUUUCAUAUCACAGAGAGAGAGAAAAAUAUCGAGAAGAACCAUCUAACGUUAAUGUAGAAAAAGAAGAAAGAUCGCGCUCUAGAAGUUUAGAUUCUGGUCAAAGCAUCGAUAAUAAACAACUCCACUCUUCCACACAAGAUAGAAGCGACGAUAGAAAGAAAAGAGUUCCGAAAAGAAGGAUAAGUAGCCAUAGCUCCACUGCUGAAAUAAAACAGAAAGAAAAGGCUGUAUUUAGUGAACGAAUGAAAGCACCAAAGCAUUCAAAUAUCGAUAGUAGAGGUUUCCAAGAACCACAUGUUAGAAACCGAAAGGAAUCGCUACACGACGAAUCGAAAUUUGAGCCUAAUUACGACGAAACUAGUGAAUCCGAACAAAGUAGUGACACGGAGGCAAAAAUUAGGAGAUCCAGGCAUAACGAAGAGAAAUCAAGGAAACAUGUAGAUCAAAUUCUCGUUACGAGAACAAGUGAUAAUGAAAUAGAAAGAGAGAAAGCGAGACAAGCUGCUUUCAGACACGAACUUCAUAGAGAUAAAGUAGAGGUGAAGAAAAGAGAAAGGUCUGUUAGUCCACAGAGUUCUUCGGGAAGUUCGCCGUGUAGCAACUUUUCCGAUGUCGAUAAAUCUUCCGCGAAAAGACACAAAAGCGAAACACCCGAUUCAGACUUAAAAUUAAGACAUAGGAAAUCUAAACACAAAAAGCACAAAAAACAUAAGCGGAAACAUAAGAAAAGGAAAAGUCAUAAAUACAGAGAGAGAUGAUCUUUUUCUUAAAAAUGCCGUCUUAAAAAUACUUACAUUAUAAUGCGUGAUUUUUGACACGUUACACGGAAAAAGAAUCGACACACAUAUUGGUUGUGUUACACAAGUUGUGUAUGAGUUGAAUUUCUGCCGAUAUGCGAGUCUAAAAGAUUCUCUAACAUUAAUAUUCUUUUAGUAAUAUACAAAAUUAUAUGUACAAAACAUAGUUUACGUGGCCAUUAAUUUCUCAUGAAAAUUGUAAGUGACUUUGAUAAAUGAAAUCGUCUUGCGAGUGAAUAAAUGCAGUAUUUUGUUCGGUUGAAUUUUAUAUAUGUGUAGUAUAUAUAAAAUUCAUUUCAUUUGUAAAGGCAGCAGGUUGGCAUAUGGGAAUGCCAAAUGCAUUCUUAUUAAUAUUGUAUUGUAGAAAAUUGUGUAAAUAAAUGUUUUGACA
Molecule: messenger RNA, 6942 nt
Organism: Centruroides sculpturatus (bark scorpion)
Lineage: Eukaryota; Metazoa; Arthropoda; Arachnida; Scorpiones; Buthidae
Product: E3 ubiquitin-protein ligase RBBP6-like
Exons: 19
Coding region: 624-6512 (1962 amino acids)
Biological process (GO): protein ubiquitination; ubiquitin-dependent protein catabolic process; mRNA processing
Cellular component (GO): nucleus
Molecular function (GO): nucleic acid binding; ubiquitin protein ligase activity; zinc ion binding
Source: RefSeq, a predicted model, not a curated record